Molecule: messenger RNA, 3284 nt
Organism: Hevea brasiliensis (rubber tree)
Lineage: Eukaryota; Viridiplantae; Streptophyta; Magnoliopsida; Malpighiales; Euphorbiaceae
Exons: 7
Coding region: 223-3168 (981 amino acids)
Source: RefSeq, a predicted model, not a curated record
AAUUAAUAUAUUUUAAAAAAUAAAUUUUCUAAAAAUAGUUUCGACUAAAUACCAAACAUGCCCUUAACUUGCUCUCAAGGGGGCGGGAAAGCAAGCCAUUUAGAGCGCGAAAAUCAAAUCACGCUCAGAGCAGAAAAGAAAGAAACCGAGCGAAAAUGGCGAGAGAGAGCUCCAACAGCGAUUUGCAGAUUCUACUAGAUUCCAUCAAAUCUUCAGAUUUUUAUGCUACAGGUGGUGGAGAGCCGGGUUCAGCUGCUUGCUAAACUCAGGGAAUCGGAUUUACCUGAGAAAACUCACUUGGCGUCUAUUGUUGAAAGCCUUACAACUUUUUGGGAAGACUUCACUUGCCUGGAUGCAUCCCAAUGCAUGUUAAACAAAGCUAUAUUGCAGGUGGCUGCAAAAUAUGUAGAUUCAGACUUAUCUGGAUGUUUGGUACAGUUUCUUGCUCUUGGGACAAAGGCAAGCACAUGGUGUGGAAAGCAUCUGAAGAUGACUCUUAUGUCAUCUGCAGACUCUCAAGAAGAAGAACAUUGUGACUGCUUCUUUCAGCUUCUUUUGGAUUUCUUGAGCCUCUCUGCAGCUAUUGUGAUGGCUUUGACAAGAUAUCCUUUUUUGACUGACAAUGAUUCCACAAUUAUUGUUGAAAGAUUCGUUUCAGAACAGUUGAAUUUAACAAAGGAUGUAGUAUCAGAGACUAAGAGAAUCAAUAACUAUGGCUCAGAAAUACUGAAGGUUGCACAGAUGGUGAUUGAUGCUGUGAUGAGACUAUGCAAGGAGUAUUCCCUAGCUGUGAAUUGGGAUUCCCGGGAUGCAAGACCUGCGAAGAAUGAGGACAGCAUGGACCAUAAAGAAGCUAAUAUUAGGAACCAUGUUAUAAACAUAAUAAAAUCCACGACAGAGAAAUUGUGUGAAAUGGGCAUCCUUGCAGCAAAUGAUGGUGGAAAUCUGGUAACCAUUCUCAAUUUGUCAUGGAAAGGUGUGGUUACCUUGCUUCAGCUAGGCAAGGGAAUGUUAACAGAGACCGUAAGUGUGCAAGAUAUUAUUGUAACCCUAAUUUCGCUUGUCAGUGAACCUCUUAGAUGUGCAGCCAUGGCUUGGUCUUCUUCGUUGGAGGAAACUGUUUCUGUAGUUGAAGCUAGGAGGACAUUUCUUCCAGUCAAAUUUUACCUUAUUAAUGCAGUGAAAAUAUCUUCCUUGUAUCCAUGCCAAGCUUAUCUUGUAUACAAGGAAAUAACACAGUGUGCUAUGGUGAUCUCAGCUUUCAGGAUAUUCUUGAGCUUUGAAAAACUUCUGAAUACUGCCAGUGAAGUGUUCUCAGAACUUUUGGAGAAGACAUCUAUGGAUUUGCUUACUUCUUUACUGAAUUCAGCUGAAGUGAAACAGGAGCACAAGUUUGAACUUCUGGACUGGUUGUUCACUGAUGAAUGCUACUCAAAUUCAAUCCUGGGAGAUUCAAGUAGAUAUUGUCAUAUAAGCUCAAUCAUUGAAACAUUUUCUCUAAGUGGUAAAUCUAUGCCUCAAGAGAGACUAUUGCUUAUUGGUCGGGUUUUAAUGUUUCAUACUUUGCUAAGAUAUUCUGUUGGUCUUGAAGAAGAUGUACAGAACAUAUUAACCAAAAAGCUUGGAUGGUUUUUGGAUGUAUUAGUUGAUGAUAGGGUGUACUCGUCCAUUCUUGAUAUGCAAAUUCCUGUACCAUAUGGAUCUGGGAAAACAAUUGAAUUGGUUUUGCAGCCUAUGUUUCCUGCUUUUUUGAAUUCAAUAAAAACCUUCAUGAUUGUUGUGUCUUCAAGUAAUGGUUGGAUGGAGUUGGAGGCUUUUCUGCUUGAGAAUCUCUUCCAUCCACAUUUUCUAUGCUGGGAGAUUAUAAUGGAACUCUGGUGCUUUUUGUUGCGUCAUGCUGAAACUGACAUGGUAAAUGACACUAUUGAUAAGUUUUACUCAUUAAUGAGGUUACUGGCAUCUCCAGAAUCAGUUCUUAUCCCUGCUUCUCCUCUGAGGAAAAUAGCAAGAACCAUCUGCUUGUUUCUUACUAAUGGGACUCCAUCUAUAGUUGACCGUGUUUAUAGCGCAGUUGUCUGUGAUUCAUCAGUUAUAUGUGUUGCCUUGCUCUUGGAAGGCUUUCCUCUGAAUUCACUGAUGGAUAACAUCAGAAGUGAUGCUAAACAGAAAAUCGUUACUGAUUACUUCAACUUCAUAGUGAGUCCUAGUGACAAACUGUUGACUGCUUGCAGUUCUGGUAUAUUUGGGGUUCCAGUUUUCACUCUAUCAGCUUCCCUGCAGUCACAACAGGUUAGCAUAUCUGAUGUUGGCAUGAAGAGCCUCAACUUCUUAGUUACUAUCAUUCGCAACUUCAGAAAUCCUGCAGACCAACUAAUGAAGGAACAUUAUCAUAAGCUUUUAAGUGAAACACUGGGGAUUGUCUCAAAUAUCAAGCAUUUAUAUAAAUCUGAUGAGAUGGAAGAAGUCAUCUUGGAGCUUCAAAACCUGUUUAUCUCAGGGCCAGCGGCCUCUGAUCCACUAUUGUAUCAGUGCAAACCAUAUCUGGCACUUUUCAUGGGAGGACUUGGGGAAAUGGAGAUGUCAGAAAGUGAUGAUUGUGUGAAGAGUUCUGCUGUGUGGGAGCUGUAUCACAUGCUAUUCAGGGAGCAGCACUGGGCACUUGUUCAUCUUGCAAUUGCUGCUUUUGGAUAUUUUGCUGCUCGUACUUCUUGCAAUCAGCUAUGGCGAUUUGUGCCACAAAAUGCAGCUCUUUCAUAUGAUCUAUUAUCAGGAAAUGAAGCAACUGAAGAGCGAUUUAUGUCUGAGCUGAAGGCAUUUCUCGAGAAGGAAAGGGCUCUUCUUACCAUUACACCUAGCUUUGAGCAGCUUGAGUUGCUCGUGAAGGAAGGUUUAGUGCUGAAAGAAAUGGUUCAGAAAAUUUCUAACAAGGCUAUGGAACGUGAGGAGAUUGAUGCCGACAUACAAUCCAAUAAGAGAAGGAAACUCCCUGAUGCAAUCAGCAAGGGAGUGGAACUACUCCAGAGUGGCAUGAAGGUUAUUAGCGAUGGCAUUUCCCAGUGGCAACAAAAUCAAUUUGAAUUCUCUGAACAUGAUGACAAGUUUUUGACACACAUUUAUCAACUGAAAGAUGUGAUUGCUCGUAUAAUUGGCUUGGCUGGUAAUUGUUAAGUAGCAUUUUAGGUGACUUAUGGAGAAUAAUCAUAAAGGCUUAAGGAACAAGGCAACGACCAAAUUGAAUAGGAACAUGGAAAACAUAUAAAUGAGUAUUGCAUUUAUUUGCCUUC